UUUAAAACAGAGUCAGCAGCUCGGGACACCUUUUCCCGACACCACUGGCGGAUAAUUCAGUGACAAGCUGGAUUGAGAAUAUGCGAAGAAAUUAAAAUAGUCAACUUUGAAGCUGAGGACUCUUUUAGAUUUGAUUUUCUCUUGUUAAACAGGAUGGAUUUGUUUUAACCAACUGUAUCCCAACGACGUAGAUAUUUACAGAUCAGGGAAUUAAAUUUUUUCGUAAUACAAUGGAUUUAAGCUUCAACAGACGAGCCGUUGUGUUUUUCAUUGUUUGCUCAUUUUUAAGUGUUCGCCAUGGCUGCAGAGGAGAAGUUCCACCUAAACCCACCCACAGUGCAACGAUUUUUGCUCCUGUUAAGCCUGAUGGCCCCCAAGCUUAUCCUGAACCCGAAAAAGAAAAUUUACCCGUGUUUACAAGGAAUUACCCCAGAAUACAAAUACCUUUUGAGAUUACUUUGUGGAUGCUGCUGGCUUCAUUUGCAAAAAUUGGUUUCCAUGUGUACCACAAGAUCACAGUAUGGGUGCCAGAGUCGUGCCUUCUCAUAAGCAUUGGGCUGAUUGUGGGUGGCAUAAUGCACUCAGUUAAUGAGGAACCCCCUGCUGCACUCACCAGCAACGUAUUCUUCCUUUACAUGUUACCCCCAAUUGUCUUAGACUCAGGCUACUUCAUGCCCACAAGGCCUUUCUUUGAGAAUAUUGGCACACUGUUGUGGUUUGCAGUGGUGGGGACCCUGUGGAACAGCAUUGGCAUCGGCAUGUCCCUCUUUGCCAUAUGCCAGAUCGAGGCUUUCGGUGUGCAGGACAUCAGCCUCCAGGAGAGCCUGCUGUUUGCCUCCAUCAUCUCGGCUGUGGACCCCGUAGCUGUGCUUGCUGUGUUUGAAGAUGUUUCUGUGAACGAGCAGCUCUACAUGGUGAUUUUUGGAGAAUGCCUCUUUAAUGAUGCUGUCACUGUGGUGCUGUACAACAUGUUCAGCUUUGUGGCGGAGAUGCCAGUUGUGCACCCUGAGGAUGUGUUCUUGGGAGUGGCAAGGUUCUUUUUGGUGGGUCUUGGUGGGAUGGGCUUUGGCAUCUUGUUCGGGUUUGUGGCCGCCUUCACAACAAGAUUCACCUCCAAGGUCCGAGAAAUUGAACCGCUCUUCAUUUUCAUGUACAGCUACCUGGCAUACCUGGUGGCUGAGCUUUUUGCCAUCUCAUCCAUCAUGGCCAUUGUAACCUGUGCCCUCACCAUGAAGUACUAUGUAGAGGAAAAUGUUUCCCAGCGUUCCUGCACAACCAUCCGACAUGUGAUCAAGAUGCUGGGCUCCAUCUCUGAGACCCUCAUCUUCUUCUUUCUGGGCGUUGUUACCAUAACAACAGAGCAUGAGUGGAACUGGGGCUAUAUCCUCUUCACACUGCUGUUUGCUUUAGUAUGGAGAGGUUUGGGUGUUUUAGUGUUGACUCAGAUCAUUAAUCCUUUCCGCACCAUCCCCUUCAACAUGAAAGAUCAGUUUGGUCUGGCCUAUGGAGGUUUGCGAGGUGCCAUUUCAUUCGCUUUGGCCUUCACACUUCCUGAUACCAUUAACCGCAAGACGCUCUUCGUCACUGCCACCAUUGCCAUCAUUCUUUUCACCGUCUUCCUUCAGGGCAUCAGCAUACGACCCCUGAUUGAGUUUAUAAAUGUCCGCAGAACCAACCGCAACCUUGAAACCAUCAAUGUAGAGAUUCACUGCAGGCUCAUGGAGCAUACCAUGGCAGGCAUAGAGGAUCUCUGUGGACAGUGGAGUCACUUCUACUGGAAGGACAAGUUCAUAAAGUUCAACAAUCGAAUCCUGCGUAGGAUCUUCAUCCGAGACAGUAGGGCUGAGUCCAGUAUUGUGGCUUUGUACAAGAAGCUGGAGCUUCAGAAUGCCAUGGAGAUCCUGGACACGGUGUCUGGAGACAUCAGCGCUGCUCCGUCCAUCAUCUCUCUCCAUGAGGAAAAGAAAGCUCCUGCUUUACAGAAGAAAAAGUUCUUGGCUGCUGACCUGAGGAACAUGCACAACAUCCUGUCCAAGAACAUGUACAAGAUCAGGGAACGGACGGUGGCGUACACAAGAAAGCAUGCCCUGCCCAAUGACAGCCAAAACAGAGAGAUUCUGAUCAGACGCCAUGCCAGCAUUCGUCGAAGCCUCCGACCUGGGAGCUUUCAGUCAUCUAUCGUGCCCAAGUCACAAAAGUAUUUCUCACUUCCUCCUGAGGGACGUUUGGAUUCAAAAUUUCCCCCUGCAAGGCUGAGCUUCACAGAUGACCAGGAAACCAUGUCAGAGGUUUCUUACCCCUUCCAACGCUCUCGAUUCAAUCGGCCCAAACGCUCCUCCUCUGGAGCCAUGAUGCCAAUGCGUAGGCUUGACACCCUAAAAGAAGUACCCUCUGUUGACGUUCUUAAUGAAGCCAAGACAGGAAGUGGCGGUGCAGGCCAUGGCAUGGCACGAAAAAACCCCUCCUACAGCAAUUCCCUUGUACCUGCUGCUCAUCGUCCUUUCAGACCCUCUGUUGAUGAUAACGACUCAGAAGACUGUAGAAACCAACACUAUGAGGCAGAAGAGGAGGAGGAGGAGCAGCAGCCACUUCAGCCUUCAUCUCCACCUCCAGCCUGGGUAGUUGGACCCACAGACAACGCACCUCAAAACCCUUUACUUAGGAGGCCGCAGUGGAGCAAGAAGUGGAAAAAAAAUCCACGGGCUUUCAACAGCAGCUGGACAACCACAAACUGAGUCUUAGGUUGUCAAGCAGCAGAAAGUGUCUGGUUAUUCGACUUAAAGGCCAGAUGAAUAAACAGAGAAGUCUGUCUGUUUCUUUCUAGACAUGAGCUGCCAUUCAUAACGAACACAAUACCUCAUAGUCGUGAGGAGUCGUGCAGAUGAGCUGCCCAUGAACGACAGUGAAGGUACUGUAUGUGAAAUGUCAGCACUAGGUCACUCUUCCAAUUUUAAAUGUGUAGAGAUUUCAACUAUUUGAAUUAAUAUGUGUUUUAAAACUUCGUUUUUUAUCUUCACUUAGGAUUUCUUGACUGUUUUAAACUUGUGUCAAUUAAACUAUUUAUUGAGUCCAUGUGCAAAUUUUUUUAAUGGUCAAAAUAUAGUCUGUUUGUAAAAGUUCCAGGAAGAUGAGGGAACAACCUUUGUUUAUACACCAUUUAAGUAAAAUAUGCUUUUGCUGUACUAGUGUAUUGGAAUUUGAAGAGUACACAAGAGGAAAAAAACAACCUGGAAGAAAAAAAAUUUGGACACCUCAAGGGUUUAGAGUUUAGAUUAACUUUUACAGAACAAGAUGAUUCUCAGACAUUAAUUGGUUUUUAGGUUUUUGGCUUGUUCAGUGUCCUUAGUAAAAAAAAAAAGCAAAGUAAUGAAAACUUUUAAAGCCUUAUGAAUUUUCACAUCUUGUCAAUAGCAUUGCAGUCCUCUAGGCAGCUGCCAAAUGCUCCCAAGUUCAAUUAAUUUAUGUCCACAAAGCAAGAGAACAGCUAAAAGAAGAUGGGGAACUUAGUUUUCAGUUAACAUCAGAUCUGAAAAGUCUACCAGAAAGGUAAAUUAAAACUCCUCACUGACUGAAAAUGAAUUUUAUUAAGAUUCAUCACACUCAGAUGAAAACCUGCAUCAAUACGUAAUUCAGGAUUAGGAGUUUAGAAACCAACAGCUAAAUAAAUCUGGUGCACUUUGGAAACAAGUUAUGAGUUAUUCUUGGAGAUUUUUUUGUUUUGUAUUAUUCAGGUCUUUACUUAAUCUUUCAGUAAGGUCUUUAAAUACAUCUGUAAAAGAGCCAAUGCUCCAAAACACUUUAAAAUAAAACAUCGAUUCACCUUAAUAAAUUGCAUCUUUAUGUAUGCAUUUGAACAUCUCAUAAAUAAAUUCAAAGAGUCAAAAAUCAGACUUAGCCCACUUACCACCAGAGGAACCAUUUCCUAUACAGUGUAUUAAAAUAAGAUGUAGCAUUGAGGUAAAAUU
Molecule: messenger RNA, 3965 nt
Organism: Melanotaenia boesemani (Boeseman's rainbowfish)
Lineage: Eukaryota; Metazoa; Chordata; Actinopteri; Atheriniformes; Melanotaeniidae
Gene: slc9a2
Product: solute carrier family 9 member 2
Exons: 13
Coding region: 231-2735 (834 amino acids)
Biological process (GO): sodium ion transport; proton transmembrane transport; regulation of pH
Cellular component (GO): membrane
Molecular function (GO): sodium:proton antiporter activity
Source: RefSeq, a predicted model, not a curated record